AGCUGAUAUCUCUCCUCCCACUGAUGAUGGCCUGUCCCAAACACAAGACAAAAACAAAUUUCACAUACAAAGGGACGUAAAUACUGCUAGCGUGUGCUCUGUAAGCGACGACCGAUUCGUGCAUCUUUCCACUGGCAGUUCAACCGCAGACAAAGAUGGUUUCGCCUGUCACAGUGGUCAAGAGCGAGGGUCCAAAGCUUGUUCCGUUCUUCAAAGCCACUUGCGUCUACUUUGUUCUGUGGCUGCCCACCUCGAGCCCCUCCUGGUUCAGUGCUCUCAUCAAAUGUCUGCCCAUCUUCUGUCUUUGGGUUUUCCUGCUUGCCCAUGGCAUCAGCUUUUUAGGUGCCCACUCCAGUGCCAGGAAAAUCCUGGCAGGACUUAUUUUUUCAGCUUUGGGUGACGCAUUUCUCAUCUGGCAAGAACAGGGCUACUUUAGUCAUGGACUGCUGAUGUUCGGCAUCACCCACAUUCUCUACUCUUCGGCCUUUGGGAUGAAGCCCCUUAACUUGAGAGCAGGUCUGGUGAUCGCUGUCAUCUCAGGCCUCAGUUACACCCUUCUGUACCCCUACCUCUCCGGUCCCUUCACCUACCUGGUGGCUGUUUACAUCGCUCUCAUCGGCUUCAUGGGCUGGAGGGCCAUAGCUGGAGUCCAGCUCGCCAAUGACCUCUGGACCUGGACGAAACUGUCGGCCUGCCUCGGAGCCGUCCUCUUCAUGGUAUCUGACCUUACCAUUGCCGUCAACAAGUUCUGCUUCCCAGUGCCCCACUCUCGAGCCAUCAUAAUGGCCACCUACUAUGCGGCCCAGAUGUUGAUCGCACUGUCAGCUGUGGAAUGUCAAGACGCCGACGCGGCUCGGAAAAGAGCCUGAGGAACCGCACAUUUACCAACCUUCCCCUAAUGACUCAACAUCGUUAGCAGCUACACAGGUUCAAGUUCCACUUUCUGCAACCCCUGGUCCAUCCACAGUUCCCUUAUCUGAGCAUGACGGGGAUAUUUUGGUUAUAGUUGAGGAAUUGCUGGUUUAAGACCAUGCAAUACCGAUGGGAGAAUUCAUGCUGGAUUCAUGUACAAGGUUUGAUAGUCUUGGUCUUGAACCUCUUGACUUAGUCGGGUCUCUUCCCUUAAUUAUAAUACUGCAUUUGUUUUUUCUAGUAGUACCAUCAUUUUGGAGAUUUGGACUUCUGGUUACUAGAUCCAAAUAUUCAGUUUUUCCCAACUUACCUCUACCCAACCAAGACUAUCCUAAUGUCUUAUCAAUGUCUCUUGAUAUUUUUUCCACUUCAUAGAGUCCCUGAUGGUUUAUACCAGGGACAAGCAACGGCGGUCCUAAAGUGCUGAUGUCCUGCAGAGUUUAGCUUCAACCCUAAUCAGGCACACCUGAACAGGCUAAUCAAGGUCUUCAGGAUUACUAGGGCUACAGGCAGAUGAGGUUUUUCUUCAGGGUUGGAGCUACGUAAACUCUGCAGCACAUUGGCACUCCAGGACCUACGUUACCUAUCCUUGGUGUUAUACUGUGAACAAAGAGGGAGUCUUGAGUGACCAGUGUUUGUCUGUAGAACGGACUAGCAAACAAUACAAAGCGGUUUAGAUUCUUUUAAGGGGCUGGUUUCCCCAUCUCACCGUAGAUUUCCCAGCAUGAAAACAUUUUAUGCUAAAGCAGAUAUGCUAACAUAAGUGCUGCUGUACUCAAAAUCAAUGCACAAGUUCUUGUCAUAGUAUUGUGAGGUAUACCUUAUCCCAUAGGUCUUCAACUCUGCUCCUGUGGACCCACUUUCCUGCAGAGUUCAAAUUACACACACCUGAACCAGCUAAUCAAGGUCUUCAGAAUCACUUGAAAAGUCACAGGCCAGGUGUGCUAAAGCAGGUUGGAAAGAAACUUUGCGGGACAGCGGGUCCCCAGGAGUAGGGUUGAAGACCUAUGCCUUAUCCGGACACAUUUCAAAGUCAUUUUGUUUCAUAACUUGAGUUAGUGCACAAACCCCCAUGCCUACAUACACACGUGCUGGAGAAGUUGUCUUGUCAAGCCCAAUUGGCUGCAACCAGUGCUAGGAUUACCUGGACUAGAUGAAGCCCAUAUCCUGCACUAAGUUCUGAGGCAUGACCAAUACUAAUAUGAAAACACAGGUCGAGACUCUCAAAAAGGGAAGUCGGUCUCUUUCUUGGAGGGGAUUUUGGUGUCUUUUGUUUUUGGUUUUUGCCAAGUCAGCUGGAUUGCUCAGCACCUCGACCACAAGGAAACAGCGAUUAAGUACAAGUUGAACUAUUUAUUUUGUCUGUACAGUAUCAGAUAAUGUUUGUAAAGAGGGCGUGAUGUCAGAUGAUACGGAUGUAUCAAGCUUCCAACCACUUUCUUUUGUCUCUUGCCAGUAGGAAACGAUUCACUCAAGGGAAAGUGGGAAGCCCUGUGGUGGGCAAAUAAACAUCUGUGUCAUCAGCUUUAGAUAUAAGCCGGUAUUUUAUUUUUAAGCCAGUAUUUUUUUUUAUUUCACACUCUUUUCUCAUCUCAUUCGCAUCUAUUCCUCCACCUGAAAAUGUGUGAAUAUUUCACAGCACGAUUGAGUGAAAAUUUCACAGCAUGUGAAUAUUUCACAGUACAAUGUUCUUUUUUUGUGUGUGGUACUGUGCUUUAUUAGCUGAGUCACGUACUAGGGUCAUAUUUCGCUGCCAAAUAAAAAAGUAUAUAUUUUGCAUAAAGAAAAUGUCUAUUUUAGGAUCAUGUUUUUUCAUCACUUUACAGAUUUUUUUUUCACAUUAUGUUGAUAGUAAUUAAUUCACAUAUUUAAUAAUAACUCAGUUGACAUAAUAAAUAUCAGUAUCACUCAAUGGAAAUGGUACUAAACUAGGCUUAAUUUUGUUUAUGCAAAAUAUACAGCUAUAAAUGUUUUUUUCUUUGGAUUUUGGGGUGAAAUAUGACCAGGACAUUUUCUUGACAGCCUUUGUGAGUUUCUGCCAUUUGAGCAAACCACACAUGUACUGUAUUUACGAUCAGUUGAUUUAAACUGAUUGUUAUUUUUAUAAAUAAAUCUCAAUAAGGGAUUAUCAGAUGAUCCUUCACUCAUAGUAAAUGAGGGAACCGUCGACCGUGAUGGAAAGCACUUGGUUUGAUAUGUGCUCAGCUGUUGUACCCUCAGGUGUGAGUGGAAAUGAGCUUUGAAUGGAAACACAGCUGAUCACUCAACAGUGGUCCAUUCUGAAGUGAUACAACAUCUUUAACCUGGUCCUGAUGUGUGGGACGGCAAUAUCCAAUGGUGGACUGGCGGUAGACUCCAUUUUUUGUAUUUUAAUGUUAAUGAAAAUGGUGCCGCACUCUUGGGUACACUGGUGUGUUCCAGUUGACCAAAAAGACUUUUAAUUAAGAGUUUUUAUUCACAUCAAAUUUAAUGUCUACCCAACCCUAUUGGCCAUUGCGUCCAGCAUAGUGUUACGCACAUAAACGCUACUGUCGCUAUCAACACGCACACACUCAGCUCAACUGCUGACCUCUCGAGAAACAGCGAGGCUAUUUUGACGCAUUUGCUUAAUGCCAAGUUUCAUAGGUUCCCUAUUCAGGAGUCACAUUGUCAGCAAAACAUUUCAGCUUAGUCGAAAAACCGUACGUGAUUUGCAAGGUCAUCGAACAGCAUGUCUCCUCAGAGCCAUUGUGUGUCAAGCUACAAAUCGGUGAUGUGUUGUGAAGGUCUGCGGCAGAACAACAUUUUAAAGGAAGUUAUAAGUAUUCGUUUGAUGGUUUUCAUGAAAAUAGGAGUUGGAAAGACCCUAGAGCGUUCCCCUGAAGACUUCUAGUGAUUCAGAGUCACUUCUUAUAGUAAAUGUUAAGUGACCAUUGUCUGAAGCCAGUUUAAGUCAAUAUUCCCGCUUAGCAUUUCUUUUCUUCCUUUGUUGUUACCUCCCAGAUGGUUAGAAUUCGACCUCGCCUGGUCGUUUCCUCCUCUAUUGUGUUAAUGCGAACUCCAUAGAGGAGAACAGGUGCCUUCUGUUUCCACCACUGAAAUGCUGUCUGUUGAGAAGUGUGGAGACAGUCACUGGCACGGGGAAGAUUUUCUUUCCAUCUGGCUUUGCUUUAGCUCGCGACCUUAUUCAGAUGGCAAUGAGCGCGAUCGUUUUACCCCUUCUGUCAGUGCUUGUGUGUUUGAUGCUUUUGUGUCGAGUCGAGGGGGAUGAAACAGAAUGCUGGGAGUUCAGUGGGUUCAGUAUUGAUGACAGUGUUUAGGUAUAACGGUUCUGUCAUUAAAGAUAAUGAGGAGUAACCCACUUGGUUCAAAGCACGCUGCUGAGGGAUGUAAAUAUCAGCACUUUUCCAUUUUAUCUCUUUAUUAUCUUCCUGAAAUUCUGUUUUUGGGUUUGAGGCUUGAAACAUAAUUGAUGACCGCAAUUCCCAAAGCCUGAUUUUGUGCAUAAAUGUGCUUUUUCAAAUGUCAGGUUAUAAUUCAUAAAGUGACACAAGUUUGGCUGCAUUCUCAGCGUCACCACAAGGGGCACUAUCAGCUGAGUUUUUCCUCUUCUUUCACAUCCACAGUUGUCAUGGAAGAGCUACAGUUUGAAGAGCAUCAUGACGUUUAUAGCUAACUAAUUGAAUAAAGGCCCGUUCACACCAAGAACGAUAACUAUAAAAGCAAUGAUAACUAUAUUAACGUCUGCACCAACAGACGAUAAAGUUGUUUAUUAUUAGAGCAGUAUUAUAACUGCACUGCAGUUUUGUUGUCUGCCACUUUAAAUGCUCAAGCUCUUUAAAGUCAAAUGGAUCGAGAUGUGUUUUUAUUGUUUUCUUAGCUGGAAUAAAAAUCAUUCUGAAAUGUUAAUGUCGAAAUUAGGGUUAAAAAUUAAAUGCUUGAUGCAAAUCCCAAAGCUCGAUUUACGCAUUACUGUGCAUUCCCAAAUAUGAGGUUACAAUUCAUAGUGACGCAAUUAUGUGCUGCAUUCUCAACAUCACCACAGGGGGCGCUAUAAACUUUUUUCCUUCACUUCUUCUUCUUCUUUCUUUCUUUCCACUUUAAAUGCUUUAAACGCUUUGAAGUCAAAUGGAUCAUGAUUGGCUGUAAAUGUUUUUAUCGUUUCCUUAGCUGGAACAAAUAUUGCUCUGAAACAUUAACAUUAAAAUUAACGUUAAAAAUUAGAAUAAAAUAUUAAAUGCUUGACACAAUUCCCAAAGAUGGAAUUUGGGCAUAACUGUUUCCCAAAUGUCAGGAUACAAAUCAUAAAGUGAUGCAAGUAUGUCUUGCAUUCUCAGUGUUGCCACAAGGGGUGCCAUAAGCUGCGUUUUUUUUCCUUUUCUCAUCACCCAUUUGAAGAGCAUCUUAAUGAGGAAUUUAGUUUAAAAACAUUUAUAGCUAGCCACCUGAAUAAAGGCCUGUUCACACCAACAACGAUAACUAUAAAGGCAACGAUAACUAUAUUAGCAUCCAAACCAGCAAACCAUAAUGUUCCAUUUAUUAUAAUCGCACACUGCAGUUUUGUCGCCUGCCACUUUGAAUUAAAAUCUUUAAAGUCAAAAUCUUUGGAUCGUAAUUGGCCAUCAAUUUGUUAUCAUUUCCUUAGCUUGAAUAACUAUCGUUCUGAAACGUUAAUGUUAAAAUUAAUGUUAAAAAUUAAAAUAAAAAUUAAAUGCUUGUCGCACUUCCCAAAGGUUGAUUCUGUGCAUAAUUUUUCCAAACGUCAAGUUUCAAUUCAUAAAGUGAUGCAAAUAUGUGCUGCAUUCUCAACGUCGCCACAAGGGGAAGUAUAAGAACUACAACGAUAACUGUAAUAAUAACUAUGUUAGCAUCCACACCAAUGGACGAUAAUGUUUUAUUGAUUAUAAACACACACUGUAGUUUUGUCGUCUGCCACUAUAAAUGCUUGACCUCUUCAAAGUCAAUGUUUUUAUUGUUGUUUAGCUGAAACAAAACUCUCUCUAAAAAGUGAUUCCAACGAUUUCACUCCUCUUGUGACAUUAACAUAAUAACUGUGAUGUGGACUUUGUUAUUGUCAUAGAAUUAUAACAACUUUUUUUUCGUUAUAGUUAAGGCCCACAAGACAACUAAAAAGCUAGCUGUAAUAAUGACUAUAUUAGCACCAAGGCCAAUGAAUGAUAACGUUCCAUUUAUUAUAAGUGCACACUGCAGUUCUGCAGUUUCACCGCCCGCCUCUUUAAAUACUCAAGCUAUUUAAAGUCAAAUGGAUUUUGAGUAUGCGUCAAUAUUUUUUACGUUUUUCAGCUGGAAUAAAAAUCGUUUUGAAAAUGAUUCCAACAAUAUCGCUCCUCUUUGACAUUAACAUUAUAGCAAUGAUGUGAACUUUGUUGUAUAGAAUUAAAAUGUUUUUUUGGUUAACUUUUUCAUUAUAGUUAAAACCCAUUCGCAACAAGAAUGAGAAGUAUAAAGAUAACUGUAAUAAUAACUACAUUAUGAUCCACACCAACAGAUGAUUACGUUCCAUUGUUUAUAAGCGUACACUGAAAUUUUGUCGCCUGCCACUUUAAAUGCUUGACCUCUUUAAAGUCAAAUGGAUUGUGAUUGGCUGUCAAUGUUUUUAUCGUUGUUCAGCUGGAACAGAACUCAUUCUGAAAGUUAUUCCAACGAUAUCUCGUCUUUGACGUUAACAAUAUAGCUGUGAUGUGGAUAUUGUUAUUGUCAUAGAAUUAUAACAACUUUUAAAAACUUUUUCUUUAUAGUUCAGGCUCCUUUAUAACAAAAAUUACAAGUUAAAAUCUAGCUGUGACAACGACUGUAUUAGUGUCCACACCAAUUGAACAGUAAAUAUCCAUUUUUUAUUUAAAUUUUUUAUUAUAAGCACACUGUAGUUUUGUCGCUUGCCACUUUAAAUACUUGAGCUUUUUAAAGUCAGAUGGAUUUUGAUUGGUUGUCAAUGUUUUCUGAAAGUGAUAUCCGUUCUUAUGUGUCAUAAAAUUCAAACGAUUACUGAAACUUUACAGUUAUAGUUAUCGUCUCUUGUGUGAAUGGUCCUGUACGCAAAUUCCUGUACAGUAAAUUUCUGGUCUUACAGUGAUAUGCAAUACAGUUUCGUACCCUGUGGAUGAAGUUCUCAACCAUUUCAAAUUUUCAGUCUGCUGUCCUCUUUCAAUUCAAACUUUUAAACGCACUUUGCUAGAAAGGUUAAUAUACUCUUCUUCUUUUUUUGCCAUCUUAUUUCACUAAAAUGAAAGAUUUGUUUCUAAACCUAGUGAGGUACCAUGCUGUCUGCUGUCUAAAUCAGCAGCUGCCUUCUCCAACGUGAGAUCGGAGAGUUUUCAUUAGCAUGUUGCUACUGUCACAACAGACCACUUUAUUUUGAUUUAACUAGUGUUUAGUGAUGUGUUUUCAGUAUUGAGUGAAUUUUAGUAUUUCAUUUCUUUUGACGCGUCCUCCAUCUUGGAUUGAGAUUUCACACAGUGCAUUCUGGGAUUGUCUUCUCUGUGAAAGAUACUUGCAGUGCUAAACAAGCUAUGUUAGCCGCUAUCUUUUACAACUUGCCUGAAAUGCUGUCUAGGUAGGUAGCUCACUAGGUUUAAGUGUUCAAAUAUUAGAUUUGGGGAAAAAACAUGCUUUAACGCACCUUCUUUCUAAUUUUGCUGCGAACACUGCGCACAAUCGCAACUUUACCAAGUUUGUUUUAUAGUAUUCUGUAUCACCACUGCCUUUAAGAGUAUAUCAAAGGGUAGUUGCUGUUUCUAACGUCCAAUAUAGUAUAAUCUGGGUCGGUUCCAUCUUAUGAGACAGUCUUAUAUAAUACCAAUGUAUUAACAUUAGCUGACUCUAACUGCUGUCCAGUACUAAUUGCAAAUAUUGCAAGUGUUCACAUGUUGGAAAUCGCAUUUUAAUACUAGUUUCAGAAAAGUAUAUAAAAUGGACCAAUAUUACUAUAGAGUUCUUAGGAAUCGAACAUGUGUAACAUUUUAUGACUAUGCUGUAUGUAUAAACUAAGGCAGUGACAAUACUUUGGUAGUGGAAGCUGUGCCGUUAUGAUUACAAUCUUUAAAAAAAAUAGAAGAAAAAAAGAAGUGGUUUUAUGAUCUUAAGUCUGUGAACAAUAUUACUAAAAUAAGGGAAACUCUUAUUUUAUGGAGUACCUCUCUCUUUCUCUUGCUAUUUAUCUAUAUAUAUAUUUUUUACAGUUGACCCUUAACAUUGUGAAGUUAUUAUUAUGUUGUGAACGAAUGCUGUUUUUUUUUUUUUUUUUGCUGAGUAGAUGUGAGGACUAUUCAAUAUCUUGCCUUAUUGUUAUAAUGUCUAGUAGUUUAAUUCCUUUCGUUAUUGUUGUUAAAGGACCGUAGAGCUCCUUUACUAUAGUGAUACUGCUAUGAAUGUGAUUUAGUCCAAGUGAGAAAAUAAAUGCAACUGCAAUGCAACUGAAAACGA
Molecule: messenger RNA, 8334 nt
Organism: Labeo rohita (rohu)
Lineage: Eukaryota; Metazoa; Chordata; Actinopteri; Cypriniformes; Cyprinidae
Gene: tmem86a
Product: transmembrane protein 86A
Exons: 3
Coding region: 156-869 (237 amino acids)
Cellular component (GO): membrane
Source: RefSeq, a predicted model, not a curated record